AUGGUCCGCCUGAAGAACCGCUACCUCCUCAUGGACAUCCUAUACCCGGACCCCUCAACCUGGCCUGCAAUCUCAAAGUCUGCACAGCACAACCCCUCACUAGCAAUCCACUCUCCAACCUCCGACACCCUCACAGCCGGCUUCCUCGCGAAAAUGAUCCGCGAGUCAGUAAGUGAGCUAUACGGCGAUUGGGGAAUCGGCAAACUAGGCGGCGCCUCAGCAGGCGGUAUCCAAAUAAAAUACCUCUCCCCGGCAACAUCAACAGCGAUAGUGCGGUGUCCGCGCGCCGCUUUCCGCCUCGUCUGGUCGGCCCUUACAUAUAUGUCCGGCGUGCCGGAGCCAUCUGCCAACCCACAGAAGCGCACGGGCACAGGAACGGGCCGCGAGCGUGGGUGCGUGUUCCGCGUGAUUCGCGUGUCGGGGACGAUGCGUAAGGCGGAGGAGGAGGCGAUCCGGCGGGCGAAGAGGGAGAUUGUUCGUGUUAAGGAUGCGGAGGAGAGGGGCGUUCUUGGGGAUUUGGUUGGGGGGAUUGCGGAGGGAAGGGGCCUGCUGUUGUUGAGUCUGUUAUGGAUGAAAGUGAGGAUGAGAAUAUGGAUGAGUAGAUUGGAUUAUUGA
This is a messenger RNA of Penicillium soppii, 615 nucleotides long. Its product is annotated as Rpp14/Pop5 family protein. NCBI's taxonomy places the organism in Eukaryota, Fungi, Ascomycota, Eurotiomycetes, Eurotiales, Aspergillaceae. Gene Ontology annotation, cellular component: ribonuclease P complex. The record is from RefSeq and is a predicted model, not a curated record. Bases 1 to 615 code for a protein of 204 amino acids. The transcript has 2 exons. Gene Ontology annotation, biological process: tRNA 5'-leader removal.